AUGAUCGGCUCAGAUUUUAUAGACUACUUAUCCAAGUUUCAAGUCACUACCUAUGUUGGCGUUGAGGAUUUUGCAGACAAAUUCAAUUUCCUUAUUACAACUUUGAUUUUGAUUCUUUGUGCAACAAUUGUUACUGUUAAACAAUAUAUGAUGAAGCCAAUUUCAUGUUAUAUGGCGACAGAUUUGGGCGGAAAAAAUUUAUUGGAUUAUGUAGAAAACUACUGCUGGGUCCAGGGUACAGUCCCUAUAACAUAUUCAGGAAAAGUACCAGAAACAGAUGCAGGUUGGGAAGAAUUAGAAAAACAUAAACUAC
This is a messenger RNA of Trichobilharzia regenti, 313 nucleotides long. Lineage: Eukaryota; Metazoa; Platyhelminthes; Trematoda; Strigeidida; Schistosomatidae. The record is from the annotation of a GenBank genome assembly.